AUGAAGAGUAGUUUAGCCCAACGGGCAGCCAAAGGCAGUUUGAGGGUAUACCAGGAGUAUUGGCCUUUAGAUGGCUUAAGUGUGGAUACUAGUAGAAGUAGUAGAAGUAGCAGAGGUAGCAAUGCUGAGGAAGUGAUGGACUUUUCCAGCAAUGAUUAUUUGGGAUUGGCCAGAGACUCUGCACAGCAAGCGCUAGUAGAAUCUCGCUAUCAGAGUCUCCUUGGUACAAAUGCUACGCUGGGAUCCACGGGAUCAAGAUUGCUUUCUGGGGAUUCUCACUAUGCCCGUCAGUUGGAACACAGACUGGCUAAGUGGCACAAUCGACCCUCUGCUUUGCUCUUCAAUUCGGGCUAUGAUGCAAACUUGGCAGUCUUGUCUUGUCUCCCUCAAAUUGACAAAUUCCUGUUUGAUGAGUUUGCACACAACAGUCUCCACAUGGGAAUGAGACUGUCACGCUCCAGGAGAAGCAGAAAUCAUGAUACUGCAAGUACAAGUACUAGCACAAUAUUGAAAGAACACAAGGAAAGAUUCAGUCACAACAACGUACAAGAUUUGAGGCAAAAACUACAAAAAACGUCCAACAAACUCAAUAAUGUCCUCAUUGUGGUAGAGAGUGUCUACAGCAUGGAUGGCGAUGUGGCACCCCUCCGAGAAAUGCUAGAUCUAGCACAUGAAUUCGAAGCUCUUGUACUGGUUGAUGAAGCUCAUGGCAUUGGCGUUUUUGGAGAUGAUCAAGGCAGCAAGAGCUCACGAGGAACCGGUGUUCUCGCACAGCUUCAUCUCGAAAAUCAUCCCGCUCUGGCAUGUUCCGUUCAUACCUUUGGAAAAGCGGCAGGUUGCCACGGAGCCGUGGUGUGUGGAUCCAACACACUGCGACAAUAUCUUUGGAAUUAUGCCUGGCCUUUGGUAUAUUCCACAUCUUUGCCACUGCAUUCCUUGGUCGCUAUCGAAUGCUCGUACGAAACCAUGACGAGUGUUAGAGGCAAGGCUUUACGGGAGUACACUCAAAAUCUAGUGGCUUUCUUUCGAACACUGGUCCAAGAAUACAUCAUUGAUCGACAGAUCCAACGGCUAUUAUAUUUGCUACCAUCCCUGUCACCCAUUCAGGCACUCGUGCUACCACAGAAUGGAAAUCAAGCCUGUACUCAGUUUUGUGAGCACGUAUGGCAGAAAUCAAACCAAACAAUUCGCUUGUACCCCAUCAAAUCACCCACGGUCCCAGUAGGAAAGGAACGGAUACGGAUCAUUCUCCAUGGACACAACCGCAAAGCUCAGGUUCAAAGGCUCGUGGAAUGCAUGGCUCAAAGUCUGGUCGAAAUGAACCUUUUGCCACCCACUUCCAAAUUGUAA
Molecule: messenger RNA, 1350 nt
Organism: Seminavis robusta
Lineage: Eukaryota; Bacillariophyta; Bacillariophyceae; Naviculales; Naviculaceae
Source: the annotation of a GenBank genome assembly